GAACCGCUGAGCCGCCGCGGCAAGCUUUUGAUCAUAACCAUCAUGGCCGACAUCACCCUGCCCUCGUCGCUAUUACAACCACGAGACGAGAACGAAGCAGACACACUCUUGUCUGUUCUAGGACGCAUCCAUGAUGAGCGCGGCCACUUUCGACACAUUACCGAGCAAGGACUACAGGCUGAAAUCGCUGCCAACGAGAACGAGGAAGAGAGCUCCGACACAGACGAAGAUGAAGAUAGCGCAGAAGUAGACGGGGCAGAGGGCAAAGACCGCCGGGAGCAACUAUGGACCGCUAGAGCUGAGAUGAGACAACAUGUCGACUCGGCACGGAAUGAAGCACUCAUCGCCCUAGACUUUGUCUCUCUUCUACUUUCGAAGGAUGCUCCCAAGCAAGCCGAACUUACAAUGUCGCCUCAUCUGAAGCAAUUCAUCAAACCUGGAACCCUAGCCAUGGACGUGUGGCACAAUGUGCAACCCGACAAGGAGCAACAGAAGCUGGAUGAUACAAUCGCUCGCAGUUGGAGGAUGCAGUCGCUCCAAGCAUCUGCCGACUCUCUGCUGGGCGCAGCCACUCGUCUGGAGAAGAACGUUAGAAGAGAGACUCAUUACUGGGAACAGGUCUUGUCUGUUAGCGACAAGGGCUGGUCAAUUUCGCGUCUGCCUCGGGAGAGACAUAACUUGGGUGUACGCUUUGGCUUCUUGGAAGCUCUCGGAGAAUUCAGAGACCGUGGACUCGCCGCCCUCAGAUCAGACGAAGACGGCAAUGUGUUACUCGAUAAGGGCAUGGGAAACAACAGCAAAGUCCUGCGAGUACGGAUUCAAAAGGGCGACACCAUCAUUGGUGUCUCACAGAUGCCGGAUACAUCUGCCGAUUCCGAGUCUGCCCUUGAAGCUCGAAUUCGCCAUGCCAGAGACUCUCUGUACGAAGAGGAAUUAUUCCACGAAAUCAUUCGGGAAUCACGAAGUCUCGCAUCGUACGGAGUUGACAUGCGCGAGUCUAUCAUCCGUCUUCCGACAAGACUGUCACCCACUGCUUCAUUAUCUGCAUCAGAAACACACGAAGUGCUGAUCGACCUAUUGCCGUUGACCGAUAUCGAGACAAAACCACGAGAGAAGCAGUCAGAAGAUGCCUGGGCUCAAGCUAUUGCACUUGCUCUUCGCCUGUUCCUCUCAUACACACAUCGCGAGAGGCUGGUACGCCGAUCCGAACUACCCCAGCCAAUGUCGAGCGCCAAACGCGAUACGCCAGUCGCAAGUAUCAUGCGACCCGUCUUGACCCUACUGCAGCACCGUACGGUGCUUGCUGACAUUAGCACUUAUCUACAACGUAUCCAUAAGACCCUCGAUGCAGCGUCUGUUGAAGCCUCAAUUGAAACAGCACCUUUCGACCCCGCCCUCUUGAGGUCCGCAGAAACAAUUGAUGCACUCAUGCAGAGAGGCCUUACUCCAAUCCAUUCACGGUUGAAGGUUUCGCUCAAGGUACCGCAUUUGUCCGAAGCACUUGAAUUUGGUAUCGAAGUCCGCACAUCAAUCUCACCACCCGCUUUCGGCAGUGCUAUGUUGGUGACUUCACCCAUUGGCCUCUCGAGAGUUGAAAUACCAGAUAUUCAGGAACUCCAAGACUACUUGAAUACGGCUAUCGCAAACGCUCUCGGUCAAGGAAUUUUAAACAAACUGACUGGCUGGACGCUCAACGACAGAUGCGGCGUUCUUGGUAAAGCAAACAGCAAUGACAAAAUCGGAAUCGAGGUGCACGCAGGAGAAGAUUCAGCACAUGAUGGUUUAAUCUUGCGGACGCCUAAAGAUAGGUUUGAGUGGAAGGCUCAAGACGAGAUGAAACAAAACGGCUUUUGGGAGACAGUCAAGCAAGAAGUCUGGAACGGAGCGUGAAGCCGGCGCCAGAAAAUUAGCUGCAGCGAUUUUCAGGGUCCAACGACUUUUUCUCAUGCUUGAACGAAGUGAAUGAUGGGUAGUGAGAUAGAACAGCGUAGAAGGGAAGAAAUCACAAGUCUUCUGAGCUGA
This is a messenger RNA of Aureobasidium pullulans EXF-150, 2022 nucleotides long. RefSeq lists its product as uncharacterized. Gene Ontology annotation, molecular function: transcription coregulator activity. Gene Ontology annotation, cellular component: mediator complex; core mediator complex. Gene Ontology annotation, biological process: regulation of transcription by RNA polymerase II. The record is from RefSeq and is a predicted model, not a curated record. The transcript has 2 exons. NCBI's taxonomy places the organism in Eukaryota, Fungi, Ascomycota, Dothideomycetes, Dothideales, Saccotheciaceae. The coding region runs from base 43 to 1890 and encodes 615 amino acids.